UUUUGUUUUGUUUAUCGCCAGUUCACCUCUUCCAUUCGCCCUCCUGGAAGCUAAACUAGCUAUCUGCCAGCCAUCUGUACCUUAAUUUUGUACCGGGUGUUCAGUGGAUAUUCUGGUCUCGGACGAUCCCGCCUUGCCGCUUUCGGAAAAAAUCGGCAACCCUCCCCCCCAGGUCGUUCGGUUUUUCUUUCAUCCUUAAUUCCUUGCUCGCUCCCCUCGGCUCGACCGGAGAGCUGAAGAGCAGAGUUGAGUCUUGCUCACCUACUCUCCCCCUCCACAACACCGCACGAUGAUCUCGCAACCCACGGCGGUGGUCUCGGAGGACCACGGCGCUGCUGAUUUGGAUCGCGCUCCUCAGUACGACGCCGCCUUGAACGACAAGGAGGAGAAGCAGGAGGAUCGGAAGGGCAGUCCCAUCUAUCAGGACACCUUUGGUGAUGAGGAGUAUGCCGAGGUCAAGUACAAGGUGCUCAGCUGGUGGCAAUGUGGUUUCCUCAUGGUUGCCGAAACCGUGUCCCUAGGAAUUCUCUCGCUUCCCGCCGUCGUGGGAGUCUUGGGCUUAGUUCCCGCCAUUAUUCUCCUCCUGGGACUGGGUCUCUUGGCCACCUAUACCGGCUACACCAUCGGCCAGUUCAGAUGGGCCUACCCGCACAUCCAAAACAUGGCCGAUGCGGGUGAGGUCCUGUUUGGGAGUUUCGGCCGUGAGUUCUUCGGCACCGGCCAGCUGCUCCUGGUGGUGUUCAUCAUGGCAAGUCAUAUCUUGACUUUCACUGUGGCCAUGAACACGAUCACCGAGCAUGGCACGUGCACGAUCGUGUUUGGUGUUGUUGGCAUGGUCAUCUCUUUCUUCUUGGCUCUGCCGCGGACAUCGGCCAACGUCUCCUACUUGUCGGUGGUUUCCUUCAUCAGUGUCUUUGCUGCCGUCAUGAUUGUUAUGAUUGCUGUCGGCAUCCAGCGUCCAUACAAGGGCGCCCUCGAAGUCACGGCUGACACGAGCCUGUACAAGGCCUUCCUUGCCGUGUGCAACAUCGUCUUCUCUUUCUCUGGUCACGUGGCCUUUUUCGGCUUCAUGUCCGAACUCAAGGACCCUCGCGAUUAUCCCAAAUCACUGUGUCUGCUGCAAGGCAUCGAUACGGUUUUGUAUAUUGUCACCGCUGUGGUGAUUUAUGUCUUUGCCGGCCCCAAUGUUACCUCCCCGGCCCUGGGUUCAGCCGGCCCCAUGAUUGCCAAGAUUGCUUACGGCAUCGCUCUACCAACUAUCAUCAUUGGUGGUGUCGUAAAUGGCCACGUGGCUUGCAAGUUCGUCUACGUACGGAUCUUCCGCAAUAGCGACCGCAUGCACAGCCGCGAUUUUGUGGCCACCGGCUCCUGGGUUGUUCUGAUGCUGGUCCUGUGGAUCGUUGCCUGGGUCAUUGCCGAGGCAAUUCCGGUCUUCAACGACUUGCUCAGUCUGAUUGCCUCUCUUUUCGCCAGCUGGUUUACAUUCGGAUUCAGCGGCAUGUUCUGGCUGUACCUCAACAAGGAUCGCCUGUUCUCGACCCCGAGCAAGAUUGCGUUGACAAUCCUCAACGCCUUGAUCGUUGGUAUCGCCGCCUGUGUGUGUGGCCUUGGAUUAUACGUCUCCGGACGCUCGCUGCACGACGACGCAAAUGGCUCGAGUUUCUCGUGUGCGAGCAAUGCGUGACCGGUAGGGGUUGUACAUUACCGAUGUGGGAUUUUUGCAUAUAUUUGCAUGUUUUGUAUAAUAUUUUUUUGGCCGGUGUCGUCACAUACCUGGGCAUCUUCUAGCUAUAAAUAUUGCAUCUAGAGUUCGUCUAUAUUUCCGAGUUUUACACAG
Messenger RNA from Aspergillus homomorphus CBS 101889, 1837 nucleotides. RefSeq names its product amino acid transporter. The transcript has 10 exons. Gene Ontology annotation, cellular component: vacuolar membrane. Gene Ontology annotation, biological process: amino acid transmembrane transport. Bases 290 to 1684 code for a protein of 464 amino acids. Gene Ontology annotation, molecular function: amino acid transmembrane transporter activity. NCBI's taxonomy places the organism in Eukaryota, Fungi, Ascomycota, Eurotiomycetes, Eurotiales, Aspergillaceae. The record is from RefSeq and is a predicted model, not a curated record.